GAGGGCGCUGAGCGCUCGCCGCGGCUCCCUGCAGCCCGAGCCGCAUGACGCGCGGAGGAGGUAGCGGGAGCCACGAGAGCCCCGGGAGCCGGGCCCGGGGCGCCCAGCGCGGGGGUUGGGCGCCGCUCGCUCCGCCCCGCCAAACCCCUGUAAGCCCAGGGACGCGAUCCCCCCGCGGUAGCCGCGCCAGGCUUCGCCGUGUGGCCGCCGCUGCCGCCACCACUGCCAUGUCCCCGGGGAAGCCCGGGGCAGGCGGAGCGGGGACGAGGAGGACGGACUGGCGAAGGAGGAGGCGGAGGCGGCGGCUGGAGGCGGCGACGAGGGCGCCCGGGCUCGGGCUCACGGCGGGGCCCGACUCGCGCGUCCCGGGCACGUUCCAGGGCGCGCGGGACAUGAAGCCUGCGGCUCUGGAGGCGCAGCCGCCUUCGCGCUCUCCCCGGCUGCGCUGGGCGCUGCCGCCGCUGUUGUUGCUGCUGCGCCUGGGCCAGGUUAUGUGCGCAGGCGACUGCUUAGGCUGUGAUUCCAUCAAAUUCAAUUCUACGGCCACUGAAAUUCAUUUUAGUGAGUCACCAGAAAACUUUUCGAUGAUAAGUGUGACCAAUUCGAGUGGCCAGAUUCUCUGGAAUCACAAGAACAUUUCAUUUGGAGGACUCGCUCCUGGGACACUGUAUCUUUUCCACUUUUCAAAUGGCUCCAGUAACUGCUGCCAAGAAGUGCACACAAAACCCAGUCCUGUGUUUGACAUUGAAGCUGUCUCCAUCAGUCCAAACAUCGUGACUCUAACCUGGAAAAACAAUGACAUGGCUGCUUCUGAGUACAAAUAUAUAGUAAAGAAUAAGAUGGAAAAUAACCAGAUGAUUCUUGAAACAAAUCAAAAAAGUUGUAACAUCACAGACUUAAAUCCAGCGACUUCAUAUACAUUCUCCAUCACUCCAGAAAUAGUUAAUGGGACUUGGGGAGAGCCCACGGACAUAAGUGUCACAACAGAGCCUAGUCCAGUCUCUGGUCUUCGCUUUGCCUUCAACGAUGGGACAGAGGUUGCUCUUACCUGGGGCAAUGGUAAUGGCACUGCCACCUGCCGGAUGUUGCUCGAAGGCUAUACGGGGUCCACUCAAGAGUUAGCAGUCAAUGUAACAGGCCUGAGGCCAGGGUUUCAGUACCGGGUUACCCUGCAUCUUCCAGAAUCAAAUGAGACCCAGAGAUACCUCCUGAAAACAGAAAGUUGCUUAGAUGCCAACAGCACAGAGGGGAGAUCAGCAGACGGCAGCCCCGAUACCCCUGAGUACAAAUACCCCCUUAGAUGUUCAGGCUCACCCUCUGACCAGGAGUUCCGAGGCACGGAAUUCCUACUUUCUGGAUUAAAGUUGGAUGCAAUGUACAAGGCCACUGUUUAUUCUCAAGCAGCAGACGGCACCGAAGGACAACUCCAAGCCAUAGAAUUUGGGAAAAACUCUAGUCAGGUUGUUAGUGUCCACGUCGUGAGCAUCAGUGCCACAAGCAUGAACCUGUCCUGGGACGUCAGCGAUAGUAUACCUUCCUCCGUCUACACCUACAAAAUCCAAGUUUUGGGGAAGACGGAUUCUUUCAGCCUCACUGUCAACGAGAGUCAUGCAGUCAUCACUGGUCUCAGCUCAAGCACUUUGUACAACAUCACAGUGCGUCCUUUACAAGACGAUGGGUCUGAGGGCCUGCCAUACUCUCUCCAAGUGUACACCCCUCCUGGUCCAGUUUCUGAUUUUCACGUGAUGAGUGUCGGCAUAAGGGAAAUUGGAUUAGCAUGGAGUAGCAAUGACUCGGAAUCCUUUAGGAUACUUACCAUGCAGGCUGGAGCUGGAGUGCCUCGGGUGGAAACAACCACUAACCAUAGCAUUGUCAUUGAUGCCUUGCACCCUGGAACCAAGUACAAUUUUGAAAUAUUUCCACAAGGACCAAAUGGGACCGAAGGGCCACCUCAAACAGUCAACAGUAGAACGGACCCCAGCGGGGUGUUUGACAUCCGUGUGGUCCAUGUCAACACAACCGAAAUGCAGUUGGAGUGGCAGAGUACAGACAACGCUUCUGAGUACGUCUACAACUUAUGUAUACAGUCUGACAGUGGCUCUUUCAAGAGAAACAGUUCUCACAAAGCGAUCACUCUAAGGGACCUCAUCCCAGGUACCUUAUAUAAUAUCACAAUCAUUCCAGAAGUGGACGGCAUCCAAGGGAACCCGAACUCCACUGCACAGUACACAUGGCCCAGCAUUGUGUCCAACAUUAAAAUAAGUACAAACACCACAGCAGCAACCAUAAGUUGGCAGAAUUUUGAUAAAGCCUCUUCUGAGUACAUUUACCACCUUUUUGUUGAGGACAGAAAUUCCAACAAAACAAGAGUCACGGGCUCUGGAAUCACCAAUGAUACAGUCCCUGAACUAAUACCUGGAUCAUCGUAUACAGUCAAGAUCUUUGCACAAGUCAGGGAUGGCACUAGGGGGGCACCUGGCUCCCAGGAAUUCUGUACAGAUCCUGCACCGGUGGCCCUCUUCCAUUGUGAGGGUGUCCCCAAGGAGCCAGCCUUGGUUCUCAGGUGGGCUUGCCCUCCUGGCUCCAACACAGGCUUUGAGCUGGAGGUCAGCAGUGGAGCCUGGAAUAAUGUGACAGAACUGGAGAGCUGCUCCUCAGAGAAUGGCUCUGAGUACAGGAUGGAAGUUACGUAUUUGAAUUUUUCUACCUCCUACAACAUCAGCAUCACCACCUUGUCCUGUACAGAGAAGAAGGCAUCUCCUGCCCAAAACAUCUGCAUCACUGGGAUCACAGACCCCCCUUCUCCAGAUGAGUCCCCUAAUAUUACAUCUGUCAGUCACAACUCAAUACAGGUCAAGUUCAGUAGGUUUGAAGCCAGCCAUGGACCCAUCAAAGCCUACGCGCUCAUUCUCACCACUGGGGAAGCCGGUCACCCGUCUGCAGAUGUUUUGAAAUAUACAUAUGAAGAUUUCAAAAAAGGGGCCUCAGAUACUUACGUGACAUACCUCAUAAAAACAGAAGAAGAUGGACGUUCUCAGGGCUUGUCCGAAGUCUUGAAGUACGAAAUUAAUGUUGGGAAUGAGUCAACCACACAUGGCUAUUACAAUGGGAAGCUGGAACCUCUUGGCUCCUAUCGGGCUUGUGUGGCCGGCUUCACCAAUAUUGUCUUUAACUCUGAAAACCGUGAACUCAUAGACGGGGCGGAGAGCUAUGUGUCGUUCAGUCGCUAUUCAGAUGCUGUUUUCCUGCCCCAGGAUCCAGGUGUCAUCUGCGGAGCAGUUUUCGGAUGUAUCUUUGGUGCCCUGGUUAUCAUGGCCGUGGGAGGCUUCAUCUUCUGGAGGAAGAAAAGGAAAGACGCAAAGAAUAAUGAAGUGUCCUUUUCUCAAAUUAAACCUAAAAAAUCCAAGUUGGUCAAAGUGGAGAAUUUUGAGGCCUACUUUAAGAAACAGCAAGCUGACUCCAACUGUGGGUUUGCAGAAGAAUAUGAAGACCUGAGGCCUGUUGGAACUAAUCAACCUAAAUAUGCAGCUGAACUGGCUGAGAAUAGAGGAAAGAAUCGCUAUAAUAAUGUUCUGCCCUAUGAUAUUUCCCGUGUCAAACUUUCAGUCCAGACUCAUUCAACGGAUGACUAUAUCAACGCAAAUUACAUGCCUGGCUACCAUUCCAAGAAAGAUUUUAUUGCCACACAAGGGCCUUUACCCAACACUUUGAAAGAUUUUUGGCGUAUGGUUUGGGAGAAAGAUGUAUAUGCUAUUGUUAUGGUGACCAAAUGUAUCGAACAGGGAAGGACCAAAUGUGAAGAGUACUGGCCCUCCAAGCAGUCUCAGGACUACGGGGACAUAACUGUGGCAAUGACAUCAGAAAUUGUCCUUCCAGAAUGGACCAUCAGAGAUUUCACAGUGAAAAAUGUCCAGGCGAGUGAGAGCCACCCUCUGCGACAGUUCCAUUUCACCUCCUGGCCGGACCACGGCGUUCCCGACGCCACGGACCUGCUCAUCAACUUCCGGUACCUUGUUCGUGACUAUAUGAAGCAGAUUCCUCCCGAAUCGCCGAUUCUGGUGCAUUGCAGUGCUGGGGUUGGAAGGACUGGUACUUUCAUAGCCAUUGAUCGUCUCAUCUAUCAGAUAGAGAACGAGAACACUGUGGAUGUGUAUGGGAUUGUGUAUGACCUUCGAAUGCACAGGCCUUUGAUGGUGCAAACCGAGGACCAGUACGUUUUCCUCAAUCAGUGUGUUUUGGAUAUUAUCAGAUCCCAGAAGGACUCAAAGGUCGAUCUCAUCUACCAGAAUACAACUGCAAUGACAAUCUAUGAAAAUCUUGCGCCAGUGACUGCAUUUGGAAAGACAAAUGGUUAUAUUGCCUAAUUCCAAAGGAAAACCUCUCUGGAGUUAACCAGACUGUCACACCACAGCACAGGAAAAUGCCCUCAUGUUGACGUGUUUCUGUAUGCCUGAUAUCUUAAUUCUUUGUUCUGUUUUGUUACAACUAAUUUUGAGGGCGUGAAGCUGUACACGUAAGACUUGACAGAUGAGAAGUUGGGCCAUCAGGGGCUGUGAAUGGGUGGUGAGCAAAUCAACUGCAUUCCUGAUCACCAAUGUGAUGAGUUCACUUUGUUUUCUCUUGAAAUUAUGGAAAACUAGGAAAAGUGAGUAAUAAUUUUUUUUUUUCCUUUUUCAAAACAGGUUCUUUUUAAAAAAGACUAUUUUGUAAGAUUCACAUGCUAAAGCCAGGAUUGUGUUGGGUUGAAUAUUUUUUAAGUAUUAGAGGUCUAUUUUUACCUACUGUAUCUUGGAAUCGAGCUGAUGGAAAAUACAUAAUUGUGGAUGAUUAUUGUGCAGGGAGGGGUCUGUGGUGCCUCUUCUACAUGGGUUUUCUAUUUGAACAUGUGCCUUUUCUGAAUUAUGCUUCCACAGGCAAAACUCAAUAGAUAUCUAUAUUUUUGUAUUGAAUCUCAUAAUUGGAAUAUAUGGAAUAUUUAAACAGUAGUUUAGUAUCAGAGGUUCAGCCUUCUUGGUAACAUUCCUGUUCUCAUUUGGUUAAAGGAGGUCUCUUCACCUCCCACCUCCUACUCCACUAUAUAUUUGUCCUCCAGUUUUCUUCCCUUUUCCCUCCUAGUUUUCUCCCAAAGACGGUUCUGUUAGCAACAUUUUUAACCCAUUGAUUGGGUGAGGGUAGAAACUAAGUAUCACCUUGAGAACUUCUGGGAAGAAAGAAGAGGACCCCCAGGUUGACAUAAUCUCUUUUUCUUGUCCCUGUUUUAUCCUUUUCGCAUUACUGUAUUUGGUAAGAAGGAUUAUUUAAAGGUGCAAUAUGUGACUUAGUGAUUCAUGAUGCUCUAGGUAUUUAGUAAUGUUUUACUCAGGUUGGCAUUUUAUGUGUGUCUGUGUGUCCGUGUGUGUGUUUUUAAAAGUGUGGCAAUCUGUGAACAUUUCAGUGUGAAAACAGUGUCAAAUUAGCCCUUCCUCCCCCAAAAGUCCACUGGCUUUAGUCUCUAUCCGCCGUGACACGUAUGGGUAUCUACUGUGUGUGUGUAUAUACGGAUAUGCACACACUAAACUCUUAAAACAUUUGUUCUUAUAGUCAGAAUUGAGGUGUACAAAGUUUGAGUUUGUAUCAAAGAUGUAAUUAUUUUUAAAACCUCUUUUCAUCAUACUGCUGCUGUAAUUACUUUGAAUUUUUUAAAAUGUAGAUUUUUUUUUUUUUUUUUUGCUUCAGGUGUGUAUCCACCAAGAAUUUCAGAAUUUCUGUGGAUUUAUUUUACUGGUACAUAAUCUGUAAACUUCUCAAGGCAUUAACAUGAAAGGACUUGUUUCUUUUUUAUUUUAUAUUGUGGCUCAGGUUAUAUUGUGAAGAAAUUUUGAGUUUAUCCUCCAAUCAAUAGUCAAUGAAGUAUCUUAGGUCUUAUGAAGGAAAACCCAAGUCCCUGGAGUCCUGUGGCCGUUUUCCACGGUAAUAGGUCCUACUCUAAAUUUAUGACAAAUGGAUCCUAUUGAAAAUGGGGAGCGGGGGCUUCUCCGAGUCCCCUGGUCACUGUUGGUCUGUGGGAGCCUGUUCCCUGACAUGGCCACACUCCGCACCUCGCUGGCACUUUGAUGACAUGUAACUGGUGUUUUAGGGUUCUAAAGGGUGAACCACAACGUACUUACAGCCCUCGAUGCGGUUCAGAGGUUUAGUGCUGUACGUCUUUUGUCCCCCUUUCCCUUUGAGGUACUGAAAGGAUUAAGAGGAGAGGUGGGGGCCGUGCCACGUUUUGGGGUGGGGGGGCUUACUUCCCAAGUGGAAAUUGCACUUUUUGCUGAACCCUUUAUUUACUUUGGUAGUAGGCGGUUCAUUCAGUAUCGGACCCUUACAGGAAUGGGUUGGCCAGGCCAGAGCCGGGGCUCAACUUCAGAGGGAGCUUGGGCUCUGUGGGUCCGAAUCAGGGAGACUACACUGUCCCCAGGGCCUUGUGUGAAGCUGGACUCAGGCGGAUCGUCCCCAUUUAUUCACAUUGGUCUGCCCCUCAACCCAGGCGGCCCUCGAAGAGCUCCGUAACGUCACUCAGAGGUCCCUGUUCAGGUAGCCAUGUCCCUCUCCAUUCUGAUUCAUCUGGAAACCACAGCAGUGGGUGUCUGGGUGUCACAUCCCGUGCGGAUGCUCAGCCCUGUCCUGCCCACAUUGCCGCCAUGGAGAUGGGGAAUUCUCUCUGCAGGAGAAUCAGGAAAGAACUUGGCCUUGAAAAUCCCUCAAGAGAUUAAAAAACAAUCAUUAUAAGCAUAUUGUAUAAAAAAGCAAAACAGAAAACCUCUUCCCUUCUGUCUGCAGUGAGUUUGGGAAAUGGGCAGCAGCUCCAGCAAGCUGUUCUCAGAUGUCAUUCCCAGUGCUGGAGGAAGGCUGGUGGUGGAGAGGUCUGGAAUUCUGAAUGGGAAGGUCACACGAAGGUCACCAUUCUUGUUGGCAUCCGGAAGAGGGCUGUGGGGUGGUGAGGGUAUUUAUAGCACAGUGAUUGCAAAGGGAAGGUCAAUGUGUAAAUAUAAAGGACACAUGGGGUGGGGCCGGUCAGAGGCAAGAGGAAGGUGCUUCUGAGCUGCUACCCCCAAACCCUCCUAGGAACAAUGAACUAAAAUUUGAAGGGCCCAGUGGAAUCAUGCAGGGGUGGAUUUAUCUUCCCUGCAUAGUAUUUGACAAAUGCAUACAGAAAAGCAGCCAGUUGUCAGUGAAAGGGGUUAAGACUGAUGGUCAGCUGACUUGGGAGAUUUUGAGCCUCUGGUAUCUUCUCCCAAGAGCAGGAACUUCUUUUGCCUCCAAAGAUCAAUCUAGUGAUGAUUAGCACCAGUAGGGAAUGGAAUUGGGGGCUGUUUGCUGUGCCCGUCGUAGAAUAACCUCCUGCCAGACUUUGGCAUGAUUGACUCCACUGGAUUUCUGCUUCCUAAAGUCAGAGGCUCCUGGGGGUAGGGGUGGGGGAUGGGGGGUCUCCUAUGCAGCUGACCUAUGUUUGCUUUUCAUCCGGGAUGAAAAAGCCGAUUUUUCUUUUGAAAUGCUUGACUGCGCUUGUUUAGCUAAACAAGUCUUGGUGACUGAUAUUGAUUUGCCUCAAAAGUCCAAGUUCUGAGUUUUCAGACUACUGUGUAGCGGUUGUGUGUUUAACAUACUGUAGCUUUUUCUCCCUUGGGGGCACAUAUGAAUAAGAAGUGUUGAUGUGGACUCUAAACUGUAAUUUUCUUGUAACUAUUUUGGAAUGAUGCAGAUUUCUAAUGUUUGUUAUACUUGUACAGAGUAUUGCUGUUGUUUGCUUUUUUUUUUUUUUAAGGAAAAAAUGGCCUGAA
Messenger RNA from Choloepus didactylus (southern two-toed sloth), 7805 nucleotides. It is a transcript of the gene PTPRJ, whose product is annotated as protein tyrosine phosphatase receptor type J. Lineage: Eukaryota; Metazoa; Chordata; Mammalia; Pilosa; Megalonychidae. Bases 45 to 4364 code for a protein of 1439 amino acids. The transcript is spliced from 25 exons. Gene Ontology annotation, biological process: protein dephosphorylation; angiogenesis. The record is from RefSeq and is a predicted model, not a curated record. Gene Ontology annotation, molecular function: protein tyrosine phosphatase activity; cadherin binding.